Elaeis guineensis (African oil palm) is the source of this 1728-nucleotide messenger RNA. The record is from RefSeq and is a predicted model, not a curated record. NCBI's taxonomy places the organism in Eukaryota, Viridiplantae, Streptophyta, Magnoliopsida, Arecales, Arecaceae.
CCUCACUCCCUUAACCCACUCCUCCCAGUCCCAGAUCUCCACCUCUCCUCCCACCGCCAUUGCCGACCUCCUCUCUUAGAUCAGCACAUCUCUCUAUCUCGGCCGUCCGUUCGUCCUCCGAUCUGUUUCAAGAUGAGGGAAAUCCUCCACAUCCAGGGCGGCCAGUGCGGUAACCAGAUCGGGGCCAAGUUCUGGGAGGUGGUGUGCACGGAGCACGGCAUCGACGCGACGGGCAGCUACCAUGGGGACUCGGAUCUCCAGCUCGAGCGAGUCAAUGUGUACUAUAACGAGGCGAGUUGCGGCCGGUUCGUGCCCCGAGCGGUGCUGAUGGAUUUGGAGCCCGGGACCAUGGACAGCGUCCGAUCAGGGCCUUAUGGCCAGAUCUUCCGGCCGGACAACUUCGUCUUUGGCCAGUCCGGGGCCGGAAACAACUGGGCCAAGGGUCACUACACCGAGGGCGCCGAGCUCAUCGACGCCGUUCUUGAUGUGGUCCGGAAGGAGGCUGAGAACUGUGAUUGCCUGCAGGGGUUUCAGGUAUGCCAUUCACUGGGAGGUGGAACUGGUUCAGGCAUGGGAACAUUGCUCAUAUCUAAAAUAAGAGAAGAGUAUCCAGACCGCAUGAUGCUCACAUUCUCUGUCUUCCCAUCUCCAAAGGUGUCUGAUACAGUUGUUGAGCCUUAUAAUGCCACACUGUCUGUCCACCAGUUGGUUGAAAAUGCUGAUGAGUGCAUGGUCCUGGAUAAUGAGGCUCUCUAUGACAUCUGCUUUCGUACUCUGAAGCUUACCACCCCAAGUUUUGGUGACCUCAACCACCUUAUCUCUGCUACCAUGAGUGGUGUCACAUGCUGCCUCCGUUUCCCCGGGCAGCUCAACUCUGACCUCAGGAAGCUUGCAGUAAACCUAAUUCCUUUCCCUCGUCUCCACUUCUUCAUGGUGGGUUUUGCUCCCCUCACCUCUCGGGGAUCCCAGCAGUAUCGGGCCCUCACUGUUCCUGAGCUUACCCAGCAAAUGUGGGAUGCCAAGAACAUGAUGUGUGCUGCAGAUCCUCGCCAUGGACGCUACCUUACUGCAUCUGCAAUGUUCCGUGGUAAGAUGAGCACCAAGGAAGUAGAUGAGCAGAUGAUCAAUGUCCAGAACAAGAAUUCGUCUUAUUUUGUGGAGUGGAUACCAAACAAUGUCAAAUCCACAGUGUGUGACAUCCCUCCAACUGGUUUGAAGAUGGCAUCCACGUUCAUUGGAAAUUCAACCUCAAUACAGGAAAUGUUCCGCCGUGUUAGUGAGCAGUUUACUGCCAUGUUCCGCAGGAAGGCUUUCUUGCAUUGGUACACUGGAGAAGGGAUGGAUGAAAUGGAGUUCACUGAGGCAGAGAGCAACAUGAAUGAUUUGGUUUCAGAGUAUCAGCAGUACCAGGAUGCAACGGCUGAUGAGGAAGGUGACUAUGAGGAUGAAGAGGAAGGUGAUUAUCAGGAGGCUUGAUCUCUCUUUUGUACGAGUCAUGGUUUAAUAGGAUACCUUUUUCAUUGAAUGUUCUGUUCAUGUACUUUGGGUUUUGUUGCAAUGUUUGAUCUUUUUAUAAACUGUUGUGAAUGUUUAGCUUAGGAAACUAUAUCUUUUGUUCCUGCAAUUUCCAGUUGCGCCCCUAUUUGUAGGUUUGCUGAAUUUCCUGGUUGAAAAUCAAUUGCUAUUUUGGGGACUUGAAUAGUAGAGUUUACUGGAUAUUUAGGAUCU